This is a messenger RNA of Pistacia vera, 1257 nucleotides long. Its product is annotated as expansin-A1-like. NCBI's taxonomy places the organism in Eukaryota, Viridiplantae, Streptophyta, Magnoliopsida, Sapindales, Anacardiaceae. Gene Ontology annotation, cellular component: extracellular region. The record is from RefSeq and is a predicted model, not a curated record. Gene Ontology annotation, biological process: plant-type cell wall organization. The transcript has 4 exons. The coding region runs from base 132 to 875 and encodes 247 amino acids.
UGCCUCAACAUCUUCCCUACCUUCUCUUUCUCUUUCUCUUUCUCAUCCAUAUUCUCUUUUAUUCCAAGUUGGCAUCUUUCUUAAACUUUGGUCAUUGCUAGCACACCCAAACCUAUCAUUUUUCUUCUGAAAUGGAUUUUCUUGGCAUCUUUGUGGUCACCAUUCUGUCGAUGUCAAACACAAUUCAUGGCUAUGCUGGUGGAUGGUCUAAUGCUCAUGCAACUUUUUAUGGUGGAGGGGAUGCUUCUGGCACAAUGGGAGGAGCUUGUGGGUAUGCAAAUCUUUACAGCCAAGGCUAUGGCACCAACACAGCAGCAUUAAGCACUGCUCUUUUCAAUAAUGGACUAACCUGUGGAGCUUGUUUCGAGAUCAAAUGUGUAAAUGACAACAGGUGGUGUCUCUCAGGCUCCAUUGUAGUCACUGCAACAAACUUCUGCCCUCCAAACAGUGCCCUUCCAAGCAAUGCUGGAGGCUGGUGUAAUCCUCCUCUGCAACAUUUCGAUCUUUCGCAGCCUGUUUUCCAACACAUAGCUCACUACAAAGCAGGAAUAGUCCCAGUUCAAUAUAGGAGGGUUGCCUGCAGGAAGAGUGGUGGGAUCAGGUUCACCAUUAAUGGCCACUCAUACUUCAACCUGGUGCUCAUAACAAAUGUUGGUGGUGCUGGUGAUGUAGUGGCAGCCGCCAUUAAAGGGUCUAGGACUGGAUGGCAACCGUUGUCCCGCAAUUGGGGCCAAAACUGGCAGAGCAAUGCAUACCUCAAUGGCCAAGCCCUCUCUUUCAAGGUGACAACAAGCGAUGGCCGCUCUGUUAUCUCAACCAAUGUGGCUCCUCCAAACUGGUCCUUUGGCCAAACCUUCAGUGGGACACAGUUUUAAUCUCUCCUGAAAACUGACUAAUAUUAUUAAUCAGCUCUCUUUACUAAUUACAGUUGUUAAAUUUAUUGUAAAGUUUCAAUGCAAUGACAAUAGUGUCACCACAAGGCCUUCUAGUUCUAGAGAUGGCCCUGAAUGCAUUUUUUUCUUUUGAAUCUUAGUAGUUAAAUCACAUCUAUUAUAAUACCAAGAAGGGUUUGUGCAGAUAUGGUCUCUGCCAGACCAAUCUCAGAAUUAGAAAUUGUUCUGAUGAUUCAUGGAGGAAGAUGAAGAGAGAUUGUGUAAUUGUAAUAAGCUUCAAGCUUGUGGCUUGAAUUUGCUUUUAUCUUUGAAUAUUUUUAUUGAACAAGUUUCAGAAGGAUUAAUUAGCAAUAAUUUUGAUCUU